UGACUUCUAUGCCCCACGUGCAGGUCUGUGUAAACAAUCGUCAACAGAAAGCUGUAAGGCCGACACUACUCGGACGUUCCACGCUACAUAAAGUAGUUUGGCGGCUAGACAGCCCACUAUUUCUAGUUCUGAUAACCCCCACACUGGAAUACAGUCGUCACCAUGAUCCUCAUCAUACGAUACGGAACCAGGCUGUUCGGAAAGUCCGACUAUUUCAUGGUGGACGGGCAGGAGGCCUUCGUUCAAACCAAGUUCUACCACUGUUCGUACAUGCCCUGUGCGCCGGAAGAAAGCUACCUGUUCUUGAAAGACGGGACCACUAUCCAGCUGCCUGAGAUAGCAGGAGCGACCAUCCUGUGGGCGUGGAUCCGCUACAUUCUCUCUAUACUGUUCGCGCUUGCACUGUGUGGAUGCGUUUUGGCCUUCGUUCUGAUGACAACAAAGGAUGUGCUGCCCUGGGUGUCCUUGGGUCUGUGCAUUUUCUUCUUCUUUGUGUUGAUCGGUUCUUACGUGUACAAACCCAAAGCCAGCGAGGCAAACAAGCAGAAAUACUUGGACAUACUGGGCCACGUGCAGCACAGUAAGACACCGGUACUGGCUUCUGAGGCUGACCCCCUGUUGGUUCCUUGAACGGGGGACAUCAAGAAUGAUGACAUCUUUUUGGCUCCAAACGUUUGAAAUCUUGAAAAAAAAAACAUAACGAGAAACUGAAGAUUGCAAAUCUCUCAAGUUUUUGUGAAUUUCUUGUUUAAGUGAGCAAAAAUUGUUCCUUUGAAACUGCCAGUUGCUUCUAGGACCCCAUUUCCUGCAUCUGACCUUUUUUGGACGUUGGACGGCUUCACCAAGGCGAGGUAAUACGUCCAAGGGUAGCCUCCUGUGCAGGCCCCGCGGCGGUGGGGAAGAGUUUUUCGCGUUAUUUUGAUAUAGCCGGCCAUCCUACUCCGCCGAGUGGAAUCUUCUCUCGGCGGCUAUGUCGGAUGGCCGGGUAUAUUGAAAUAACGCGUUAUAAACCCUUCCCCACCGCCGCGGGGCCUGCAAAGAGGCUGGUCAAAGGGCCCCAUCUCUUUCCGUGAAUAUUUCUUCAUUCUGCUAUCCCUGCAUCAUCCGCCAGAGGGCGUCGUUGUACUACGUUUUAGUUUUUGGCGACGCCUCAUGCAUGAGCGAGCCUAAUGGUAUAGGCAGCACAAGAAUGUUGUUCGUCCCAUCAAGGACGUUCUAUCUGAUAGGAAUGUUUACUACAGAUUGUGCCAAUGGUCCAAAGGAAUGCCAAUGGACAGAAAUGUGUCUGCGGGAAUUUGUAUAAGCGGGAAAACCAACUUGAAGGCAAUGUCCUCAGAAAUGCUAACUUAGGAAUUCCAGUAAACACUAACAGACCACUGUUGCCAUGGGAACGUCCUUUUGCAUUGACAGUCUUGCUGUCCUUUUGUGCCCUUGCUCGUACCUUCCGAUAUUAGAGAUAUUGUCAAUACAUGAUCAUUUCUUGACCUUCACAAGUUGCAAGAGAAGAUGUCAAACUAUGAAUAUUCCACAAUAAGGCCACAGCAAGUAAAUUUUAUGGAUGACAUCCUCCGCAGACUCCAAAUCUAAUGCGAGGGGGGC
Molecule: messenger RNA, 1599 nt
Organism: Branchiostoma belcheri (Belcher's lancelet)
Lineage: Eukaryota; Metazoa; Chordata; Leptocardii; Amphioxiformes; Branchiostomatidae
Exons: 3
Coding region: 163-630 (155 amino acids)
Source: RefSeq, a predicted model, not a curated record